Messenger RNA from Maudiozyma saulgeensis, 2208 nucleotides. NCBI's taxonomy places the organism in Eukaryota, Fungi, Ascomycota, Saccharomycetes, Saccharomycetales, Saccharomycetaceae. The record is from the annotation of a GenBank genome assembly.
AUGUGUGGUAUUUUUGGGUAUUGUAACUAUUUGGUCGAGAAAUCCAGGGGAGAUAUCAUCGACACCAUAGUAGAAGGUUUAGAAAGAUUAGAAUACAGAGGUUAUGAUUCAACUGGUAUUGCCAUUGAUGGUGAUGAAUUAGACUCUACUAUGAUCAUUAAACAAAUUGGUAAAGUUAGUGCUUUGAAACAAGAAAUCGCUAAAGUGAAUCCUAAUAGAGAUGUUACAUUUGUUAGUCAUUGUGCUAUUGCGCAUACUAGAUGGGCUACACAUGGUGAACCAAAACAAGUAAAUUGUCAUCCACAAAGAUCUGAUUUAAAUAAUGAAUUUGUUAUUGUUCAUAAUGGUAUUAUUACAAAUUUUAGAGAAUUAAAAACUUUGUUACUAAAUAAAGGUUAUAAAUUCGAAAGUGAAACAGAUACUGAAUGUAUUGCCAAAUUAUUUAAACAUCUUUAUGAUAUUAAUUAUCAGAAUGGUCAUGAAUUAGACUUUCAUGAAUUAACUAAAUUAGUUUUAUUAGAAAUUGAAGGUUCUUACGGUUUAUUAUGUAGAUCUUCUCAUUAUCCAAAUGAAGUUAUUGCUACUAGAAAGGGUUCUCCAUUAUUAAUUGGUGUUAAAUCUGAAAAAAAAUUAAAAGUUGAUUUUGUUGAUGUUGAAUUCCCAGAUGAAUCUAAUUUAGGUAGACCUGAAACUCCUUUGAUUGCUGCUAAUGGUAAAGCAAUUUCUUCAGAUGAUAAUAAUAAUAUUACUGUCACUACAAAUAAGAAAAAUCCAAACGCAUUUUUAAAUGGUACUGGUCAUAGUAGUAGUUCACAUGACGAUAACUUAUUACCAAUUGCUGCCAAUGAAUUUAAUUUAAGAUAUUCUCAAUCUAGAGCUUUCUUAUCUGAGGAUGGUUCUCCAACACCAGUUGAAUUCUUUUUAUCUUCAGAUGCUUCCUCUGUUAUUAAACACACUAAGAAAGUUUUAUUCUUAGAAGAUGAUGAUAUUGCUCACAUUUAUGAUGGUGAAUUACAUAUCCAUAGAUCAAGAAGAGAAGUUGGUGCCUCUAUGACUAGAUCUAUUCAAACAUUAGAAAUGGAAUUGGCUCAAAUUAUGAAAGGUCCAUAUAAGCAUUUCAUGCAAAAGGAAAUUUAUGAACAACCAGAAUCUACUUUUAAUACAAUGAGAGGUAGAAUUGAUUUUGAAACUAGUUCUAUUAAUUUAGGUGGGUUAAAAGCUUGGUUACCUGCUAUUAGAAGAGCUCGUAGAAUAAUAAUGAUUGCAUGUGGUACUUCGUAUCAUUCAUGUUUAGCUACAAGAGCCAUCUUUGAAGAAUUAUCAGAGAUUCCAGUAAGUGUUGAAUUAGCAUCCGAUUUCUUAGAUAGAAAGAGUCCAGUCUUUAGAGAUGAUAUUUGUGUCUUUGUAUCUCAAAGUGGUGAAACUGCGGAUACUAUGUUAGCUUUGAAUUAUACUUUAGAAAGAGGUGCUUUAACUGUCGGUAUUGUUAAUACUGUCGGUUCAUCUAUCUCUAGAGCCACUCAUUGUGGUGUUCAUAUUAAUGCUGGUCCAGAAAUUGGUGUUGCGUCAACAAAGGCUUAUACAUCUCAGUAUAUUGCAUUAGUAAUGUUUGCAUUAUCUUUAUCAGAUGAUAGAGUUUCUAAAUUGGAAAGAAGAGAAGCAAUUGUACAAGGUUUGAAAUUAAUUCCAAGUCAAGUUAAACAAGUCUUAAAGUUGGAACCAAAGAUUAAAGAAUUAUGUAAAACAAAAUUAGCAGAUCAAAAAUCGUUAUUAAUUCUUGGUAGAGGUUAUCAAUUUGCUAGUGCAUUAGAAGGUGCUUUAAAGAUUAAAGAAAUUUCUUAUAUGCAUUCAGAAGGUGUCCUUGCAGGUGAAUUAAAACAUGGUGUCUUGGCAUUAGUUGAUGAAAACCUACCAAUUAUUGCAUUUGGUACUAGAGAUUCUUUAUUCCCUAAAGUUUUAUCUUCUAUUGAACAAGUUACAGCAAGAAAAGGUCAUCCAAUCGUUAUUUGUAAUGAAAAUGAUGAAGUCUGGAUGGAAAAAGCUGUUGAUUCUAAUUUAGAAACCUUGGAGGUUCCACAAACUGUAGAUUGUUUACAAGGUCUAUUAAAUAUCGUCCCAUUACAACUGAUGUCAUAUUGGCUAGCUGUUAAUAAAGGUAUCGAUGUUGAUUUCCCAAGAAACCUUGCAAAAUCAGUCACUGUCGAGUGA